AUGUCAUCGUCAGCUACAACAGCUGGUUACAGUAAACCUAAGGCGGUUUGCAUAUUUCUUGUGAAGUUCGACAGAAGAGAGGGAUAUAAACUUGAUUGGUUCAAGCUGACUACCGAAUUCCCACUCGAGGGGAUGGAAUAUAAGGUAAUCCCCUCGGGGAUUCACCAGUACCAAGAAAACACGAUCUACCUAAGCCAGGAGCACGAAGGAACGACGUUCUAUGGCCUUUCGCGUUUUAGACAAUUGAAUUUGAAUGAAGGUUCAGAAAAUGACAGAAGCAAGAUCAAGAUGUACUCAUUAGGCGUGUUCAUGGAGCCACUCAAAAACCAAUGGAAACCCAACUCAUUUGGUAAUGUCGGAUGGGAGCACUUUGAUGUAAUCGAUGAAACACUACUUCUUUAUCUCAGGGAUGAGAAGCAAGAUUUAUUGGAGGAGUUGUUUCUUAAACUCACUGGUAACGGACAUUUGGAUGUGAGAAAAUCUUCAACAAAUCCUAUUGAGCAUCACCCGUUGUUCAAGCUGGGAAACGCUUUAUCAGCAGUUGGGCCCCUAAUCUUCCCUAUCUUCAAAGCUGCAUUGUUACGCAAACGCAUUCUCGUGAUUAGUCUGUCAACUCAGAGCGGAGAACUUCUACAUGAGGGAAACAACAGAGACUACUCGGUGGUGGGUGCUUUGGUCUACUUGAUUACGCUUAUAUCAGUUAUUCCCCAAGAAGUUGCUGGUAACUUUGGCGAUGCAGCUUUCUCAUAUCCAUUGUAUACCAUAUGUCUUCACGAUACGGACUCUGCUGCACUCAAGAAAGAUAAUUAUGUCGCUUCCACUAGUGACGAGAUAAUGAAACAGCAGAAGGAUCUUUACGACGUUGCAGUCUUGAUGCCUCAGGCAGACUUCGAUCUGUGUCUGUUGUAUUCUGAUAAUCAUUCUGGCCAUGCCGAGAAAGCCACUUUCAACGACUACACCAAGUUCCUCAAGCUAUAUAAGCGCCUACCUCACGUUAACAGCUCUACUAAUAAUGAUGACCUGUCGUCGGUCAGGACUGCAAACUCUAUAUUAUCGGUGUUGAGAUUUGGCAGUGCAGAGGAUAAUUUGGCACCUUUUGAGCCUCUUUGGUGGAAAUGCGAUGCUACCACUCCAAUGUCAUGGAGAGAGUAUAUAUGGCUGGCGUUCGCCUGGUUUGCUAGUGCUGGCACGACAAACCGAAGCGCUACAGAACAAUAUUUGGAUGGGCUAGAAGAAGAGACACUGGAAGAUCACAAGACUGUGAAACAACAAUUCACAGAGUUGACCCAAUUAGUGGGCCAGUUUCAUCGCCUUACGAAAAAAUGGUUACUCCUUCUAGAUGAGAUAAUCACAGAGACAUUGGAAGAACAAACUUCCGGGGAGCGCAGCAGUCUACUUUUGGAGACACCGCUCCAGAACAAAAUUACUGUGGAACUCUCGCACCAAGACAUUGUUGACAUGGAGUUAGACCCAUAUUCGGAACAGGACGUCGAGUUCGUGAAAGAGUUCAUUUUAUUUUACUGGGGCAAUGCAGUAGAAGAAGUGGAGAUUGGUAUUGGGUUCCAUGGACUCUGUUGCUAA
Messenger RNA from Candidozyma auris, 1581 nucleotides. RefSeq lists its product as uncharacterized. The transcript has a single exon. The record is from RefSeq and is a predicted model, not a curated record. NCBI's taxonomy places the organism in Eukaryota, Fungi, Ascomycota, Pichiomycetes, Serinales, Metschnikowiaceae. Gene Ontology annotation, cellular component: lipid droplet. The coding region runs from base 1 to 1581 and encodes 526 amino acids.